This is a messenger RNA of Stomoxys calcitrans (stable fly), 881 nucleotides long. RefSeq lists its product as uncharacterized. The record is from RefSeq and is a predicted model, not a curated record. Lineage: Eukaryota; Metazoa; Arthropoda; Insecta; Diptera; Muscidae. The coding region runs from base 111 to 806 and encodes 231 amino acids. The transcript has 2 exons.
CUCAUUUUUUGGCGGAUUGUGACUACGGUUUCGUGCAUUUGUCAAAAGAAAAAAAAAUACAAAUAAUUAAACUAACGUUAAAAAAGAUAAAUUAAAAGUAUUUUCCAACCAUGAGUAAUUUGGACGAUCUUCUGGGAAAGAAAAAGGCUGUUGUAUCCGUGCUGGAUCUGAGCCGAAAUAUUGUACAAACUAGUGAAGAGUUUAAGCGACUAAUGGAGAAAGUCCCUGAAUACAAAAUGAGGCCAAUUAAAGUCCGAGCCGAAGACAUAAAAAUAAAGGAUAAGGAUUAUUCAUUCAAGUGGAACAAAAAGGAAAUGAAAAAACUUAUAAGAACUAAUGGAGAAAGGGAAGCUAUUUAUACCUAUGGGGACCCGGUACCAACAGAAAUGAAGGACGUUUCUAUUAACGAACUGUGUGUGGUACCUAUUGACUGGAAAAUGCUUACCACCUUGAGACCAAAAUCCAAAAUUGAGGAGGAGUUUUAUUCUCGUAUGGUCGAAAUGGGAAAGCUUCAAUUAAAGACGGAACAAAAGGACCGCAGAGAAUUUAUGCUGAACAAUUGCGUAAAGAAGUUAAAGAACAAAUCUGGAAUUGUGGAAACACGCCUUCAAACAUGUGUUGAGUGCGGUGAGGAAAUGUGCUGCGGAAAAGCUUGCACAGAAUUUAACUAUGACCUGUUUAGCCGAGUAGAACCGAAUUUCCCUAAGCCAAAAUUAGUGUCAAAUACUUCAAACAAGGGAAAAAUCAAUGGACGAAAGAAGCUCGCAGGAAACGCAUCAAAAAAUAAAUCAAAGAAAACAAAAUAAUUACAAUACAAAUGUAAACGAUCAAGAUUAGUGAAAUUUUAAAGCUUACAAUAAGAAAUUUCCGUAUAAAACUAA